AUGGGUUGUGCAGCUGGUUAUUCUCUAUAAUAGGACGAAGAUUAAUCUCUUUUACUCUAACAUGAUUAAGUUUUACUAUUAGAGAGUCCCGUAAAAAAUUUAUACUAACCAAAAACAAUCGAAUUUACUUCCAAUUGUUAAUCUCUUCAAUGGUGUGAUGAUGAUGAUGAUUUGGAGAUUCUUUUUUAAGAAUGUAGUAGAGUAGAGGAAGACUUGGUAAAUGCAAAUUUAAGAAUUCUUAAGAAAGAUUAAAAAUUACUAUAGCAAAACUAGUACUAGCAUUCAUAGUCGAAUACAUUCUCUUAAACUUCAAUAUGUCUAAACAGAAAACGAAAUCAAUUUUCAAAUAAUUGCAAAUUUCCAGAUAAGAAUGAUUAACUUCCAAAAAGCAUUUUGAAGAGAAAGAGAUUAAAAGAAAGUAAAAUAUAUUCAGGCAAGAUACGGAGUAAGAUAACACAAGAAAAAGUUGUAAGAUUUAGUAAAUGCUAUAUAAGAGUCAUACCUAACAUCCUAACUUCAAAGGGCACUAUUAAUGUUUAAUAAUUAGUUGAUUAAUGA
Messenger RNA from Paramecium tetraurelia, 558 nucleotides. RefSeq lists its product as uncharacterized. The record is from RefSeq and is a predicted model, not a curated record. The transcript has a single exon. Lineage: Eukaryota; Ciliophora; Oligohymenophorea; Peniculida; Parameciidae.